This is a messenger RNA of Closterium sp. NIES-65, 1875 nucleotides long. Lineage: Eukaryota; Viridiplantae; Streptophyta; Zygnematophyceae; Desmidiales; Closteriaceae. The record is from the annotation of a GenBank genome assembly.
AUGCAUUGCCUACUAGUGCUGACCGUGCCGGUCACCUGUGCGUACCGCCUGACCCGUGGUGCAGACCUGCAGGAUGCGGGGGUUCACCAGUUCACUCCUGCGAGUCAGCGGGUGACCCACUGCACGGACGCACGCACAGGCCGGCACCUGGCCACGUUCUCGCGUCGGCCGGGGUCGAGCCUCUACACCCUGACCACUGAGUUUCCUCCUGUCCCUGCGUCCGGACCUUCCUGUGUCCCCUGUGUCGAGGGGCGCCUCAGGGCUGCUCCUCACUCCUCCCAGUUUCCCCCGACAGAGGCUCCUCUGCAGACACUUCACAUGGACGUGUGGGGCCCGGCCCCCGUCCGUGGGCAGGGUCACGAGCGCUACUUCCUGUUGGUGGUUGACGACUACUCGCGUUACACCACAGUCUUCCCCUUGCGCAGCAAGGGUGCUGUCACUGAGGUGCUGAUCGACUGGAUCCGCGAGGCUCGUCUCCAGCUCAGGAGGAGCUUCGGCUCGGACUUUCCUGUUCUGCGUCUGCACUCUGACCGAGGUGGGGAGUUCUCCUCUCGCCUUCUACGCGACUACUGUCGUGCACAGGGGAUCCGCCAGACCUUUACGCUUCCGGACUCUCCACAGCAAAAUGGGAUUGCUGAGCGCCGCAUUGGCAUGGUCAUGGAUGUCGCUCGUACGUCCAUGAUGCAUGCGGCUGCCCCCCAUUUUCUGUGGCCGUUUGCGGUUCGGUACGCGGCGCAUCAGCUCAACCUUCACCCCAGGGUCUCUCGGCCCGAUAUGUCCCCAGUGUUACUGUGGACGGGGAAGGUCGGCGAUGCGUCUGCGUUCCGUGUCUGGGGAUCUCGGGCGUUUGUCCGCGACUUGUCUGCGAACAAGCUGUCCCCCCGUGCUGCUCCCUGUGUCUUCCUUGGCUUCCCCCCUGACGCUCCAGGGUGGCAGUUUUACCACCCCUCCUCUCGUCGUGUUCUGUCCUCCCAGGACGUCACGUUCGACGAAUCAGUCCCCUUCUACCGCCUCUUCCCCUACCGUACUCCUUCCCUCCCCCCCCCACCGGACUUCCUGGUGCCAGUAGACACAGUCGAGCCAGUCGAGGUUGCUGCUGAGUCUGGUCCUGCUGCGGGUGCAGAGUGUGGGGGUGCUACGCCUGCGGGUGCUGAGCUUGGGGGUGCUGCUGCUGGGGGUGCUGAGCCUGGGGGUGCGAGGCCGGGGGGUGCUGAGCUUGGGGGUGCUGCUGCUGGGGGUGCUGAGCCGGGAGGUGCUACGUCAGGAGCUGCUGAGCCUGGGGGUGCUGAGCCUGGAGGUGCGGAGCCUGCGACUGCUGGACCUGGGGGCUCUCCGGUUGCUCCGUCUCGGCGGGAGCCGCUCUCUCCACACGAGCUGCGCGAGUGGUUUGCUCGCCGCUGGAGGCGUGCUGCUGGAGCUGGAGCUCCUUCGACUGCUGCGGGUGCUGGUGCUGCCGGUCCCGGAGCUGCUGGGCCUGAGGGUCCUACUGGAGCUGGAGCUGCUGAGCCUGGGGGUGCUGAGUCUGGAGCUGCUGAGCCUGGGGGUGCUGAGUCUGGGGCUGCUGAGCCUGGGGGUGCUACAUCUGGAGCCGCUGAUCCUGGGGUUUCUCCUGGUGCUGCGUCUCGGCGGGAGCCCCUCUCUCCACAGGAGCUGCGCGAGUGGUUUGCUCGCCGCUGGAGGCGUACUGCUGGAGCUGGAGCUUCUUCGACCGUCGAGGGUACUGGUGCCGCCGGUCCCGGAGGUGCUACGCCUGCGGGUCCUACUGGAGCUGGGGCUGCUGAGGGCGUUGGUGCUGAGUCUGCUGCUGUCUGUCCUGACGGUGGUUCUGCUGCUGGUGCUGCUGGAGGUCCUGCCGCUGAAAAUAUAUUCAUCUAG